GCUGAGUCGGGAUCGGCGGGGCGCGACCUGCGCACGGAGCGAGCCCAACCGAGCCGGGCCGAACCGAGCCAACCAAACCGAGCCAACAAAACCGAGCCGAGCCACCCUGCCGAACCCAACUGAGCCCAGCUGAACCAGCCCUGCCGAACUGAGGAGAGCCGAACCCAUCCCUACGGCACCGCACCGAGCCCGUCCCUCCGGCACGCAUCUGAUCCCUUAGGCACGGAACCAGACCCAUCCCUACCGCACCGAGGCCGUUCUUUUCGCACCCAGCCCAUCUCUACGGUACCGCACCGAGCCGUGCCCCCCGGCACCGCACCGAACCCAUCCGUACAGCAGCGCCCCUGCCCUGCGGUACCGCACCGCAUCCCGGGGCACCGCACCGCAUCCCGGGGCACCGCACCGCAUCCCGGGGCACCGCACCGCAUCUCGGGGCACCGCACCGCAUCUCGGGGCACCGCACCGAACCUGUGCCCUGCAGUACCGCACCGCAUCCCGGGGCACCGCACCGCAUCCCGGGGCACCGCACCGAACCUGUGCCCUGCAGUACCACACUGCAUCCCAGGGCACCGCACCUCAUCCCGGGUACCGCACCGAACCUGUGCCCUGCAGUACCGCACCGCAUCCCGGGUACCGCACCGCACCCUCCGGUACCGCUCCGCUCCCCGGUGCCCGCAGCACCGCGCCCGGCGGGACCAUGAUGUCGUGUGCCGAGCUGCUGGCCGUGUGCCUGCUCUCCGCAGAUCGCGGCCCCAAGCCCCGCCGCCAGCCGCUGCCCAUCUUCCACGACAUUUUCCGGCGAGCCGACAAGAACGAUGAUGGGAAGCUGUCAUUUGAGGAGUUCAAGAACUAUUUCUCUGAUGGCAUCCUGAGCUCGGAGGAGCUGUGGGAGUUGUUCAGUGGCAUUGACAGGCGUCACUCAGACAACGUGGACACGGAGAAGUUGUGUGAUUAUUUCUCAGCAUACCUGGGGGAAUACAGGAACGUUCUCUCUGCCCUGGAAACGCUCAACGCUGCAGUGCUGGCAGCCAUGGACAAAACCAAGCUGAGGUACGAGACAGCCUCCAAGAUGGAGCAGUUCCUGACGCGGUUCCUGCUGCGGGAAACCAUGCACCAGCUGCAGUCCCUGCAGGCGUCCCUCGAGUGCGCUGUGGACACCGUGGAGGAGCAGGCGGGACGGGAGAGAAAGGAGAUCAAGAAGUCGGAGACUUCGGUUGGCCUGAGGGCAGGGAGGCGCUGUGGGCGCAGGGGACAGAAGAACGUCUGUCUGUCCCCAACAGACCCCUACUCUGGGAUGCUGACAACAGGCGUUUGUGUCGAGGACAACAGCCAGUGGAUGGCUCAGAUCAACAGGCUCCAGCAGCUCAUUGAGAAACUGGAGUGCAAGAGCCCCCGCCUGGAGCCGCUGAAGGAGGAAGCCAUGUGCAAGGGACAGGAUGCACACAUCCUGGUGGCCAAGAGGCAGAUCUCGGUGGCCACGAGCAGCAUCGAGCAGUUCCGGCGGGCGGUCCGCUCCUACACCGAGGGCACGGCCGGCCACAGCAGCUGCCUGCAUGUCUCUGCCUGCAAGCUGACUGACGAGGCCUGCUUCAUCCUGUACGAGUUCUGGCAGGACGUGACCUCGUGGAGAAGCCAUUUGCAGUCCAGCUGCAGCAAGACUUUCCAGCAGUCCAUCCUCAGCCUGCUGGAGUCCCCAGAGCUGCUGACCACCAUGCUGUUCCCAGCUUCCUGGUGGAUCAUGAACAACAACUGACCCGGGGCAGCGUCUCCAGGACACCAUCAGCAUGCGGGAGGACGUGGGCACAGCCUUUGUCACCUCUGUCACCUCCCUGUCCCUCCAUUCCCUCCUGUGGCCAGCGGGGGCUGCCUGCCCUCGGCCCUGCCAGUGUUUUGCUCUUUUCAUGUUAAUUUAUUUAUUUCUCCUGCUCCUAA
This is a messenger RNA of Agelaius phoeniceus (red-winged blackbird), 1932 nucleotides long. It is a transcript of the gene NECAB3, whose product is annotated as N-terminal EF-hand calcium binding protein 3. Gene Ontology annotation, molecular function: calcium ion binding. Gene Ontology annotation, cellular component: Golgi cis cisterna; endoplasmic reticulum; cytoplasm. The record is from RefSeq and is a predicted model, not a curated record. Gene Ontology annotation, biological process: regulation of amyloid precursor protein biosynthetic process. NCBI's taxonomy places the organism in Eukaryota, Metazoa, Chordata, Aves, Passeriformes, Icteridae.